Molecule: messenger RNA, 783 nt
Organism: Pisolithus orientalis
Lineage: Eukaryota; Fungi; Basidiomycota; Agaricomycetes; Boletales; Pisolithaceae
Exons: 5
Coding region: 1-783 (260 amino acids)
Source: RefSeq, a predicted model, not a curated record
AUGCAGAUUGAUCGCAUCCCUCAUUUUCGCAUUCUUGUCAUGGGCAGAGCAAAUGCGGGUAAAACAACUAUUUUACAGCGGGUCUGUAACACUACGGAUCAGCCUGAGAUCUUCGAUGGAAACGGAGUGAAGGUAUGUCACUAUAUGAAAUUAAAUGGGGCUCACAUCAAACUUGUGCAGCGUGGUGUCCAUAUCAUUGAGGAUGAGCUGGUGUUUCAAAGUAACCAACAGUUUGUGUUCCAUGACUCGUGUGGAUUCGAGGCAGGGGAGGAGGCAGAGUUUGAUAAGAUGAAGAAAUUUGUCACAGAACAUGCCAAGGCCACCAAACUGGAGAAGAGAAUACAUGCAAUUUGGUAUUGCAUUCCUUUGAAUGAAAUGCAUAGGAUGGUCACAGCUGCUGAAAUGAAGUUCUUUAAUGAGUGUGAUUCAGGGCAUGUUCCUGUGAUUGUGCUACUAACAAAGGCAGACACUUUGAGUCUUGAUGCAUUUCAGGAGCUUAAGAAAAAGGGGUCAACUGUAGAUGAUGCAAGGAAAAGGGCUCCAGAAGUAGGAAAGGAGGUACAAAAGUGCUGCCUGGACAAGGUCAAGGAUUGGCUGGAUAAACUGGAGUUUCCACCUCAAAACUACCUGGUGCUUACCAGUAUGCAACAGAAGGGUGCAGAUUGUGAAGAGCUGUUGAAAUGCACAGCAAGUGCAUUGACAGAGGAAGGACUGCAAGGGCUGCUUAUAUCUUCACAGCAGUCAAACCUGGGACUGUGCAUGGAAUUUGCCAUAAUGAAGUGA